AUGGCUCUCGACGGUCAUCAAUCAUGCUGGAGAAACUCCGUGAAGGACCAUGCGGGUGAAUGGGAGAAUAGCACCGACUCUGGCACUGGCCUCCGAUACGAUGGCUGUCUUGGAGGCAAAGUCUUGGGCUUUUUUCGCUCUCAUACACUCGUGGAUCACAGGGCUCCGGCGCUCGAGGCGGUCAAUUAUUUUUACUUUAGGUAUUCCCUACCGGACGCACAUCCCCUGCGACGUUCCAAGUUGGGGCUCGGCUUGGGCUUUCUUCACCUUGGGCUCGGCAAAUACAGAUGUGACGAUGCAUAUGGUGGAGGGCAGGGAGAAGUGGAGUUGUUGACCUUGGCGGGAUACGAAUGCCUUCGCACAUGCGUAUCUGACCCAUGUUCUGGACUUGCUGCUCCAUUCUUCUUCCUGCUGCUCGGUGCAAUAUGGGUGAAGGUCUUAUGUCAUAUGAGAAGAAGAGAUCGCAGUGGUGCAUCAAACAACUCCCGCUUUUCCGGUCAGAAUGAAUGA
Mollisia scopiformis is the source of this 510-nucleotide messenger RNA. RefSeq lists its product as uncharacterized. The record is from RefSeq and is a predicted model, not a curated record. Lineage: Eukaryota; Fungi; Ascomycota; Leotiomycetes; Helotiales; Mollisiaceae. The coding region runs from base 1 to 510 and encodes 169 amino acids. The transcript is spliced from 3 exons.